This is a messenger RNA of Clunio marinus, 2109 nucleotides long. The record is from the annotation of a GenBank genome assembly. NCBI's taxonomy places the organism in Eukaryota, Metazoa, Arthropoda, Insecta, Diptera, Chironomidae.
UUGGAACAAACUGAGUGGAUAAAAGUGAAGUGCAGCAUUGAAAAUAAUUAAUUAAAAGAAAUCUUAAAAGAAGUAGUGGAAAUAAUCAUGAUAUCAGGGUCUAAUCGUAUAGCCGCCGCAAACCUUGCAUCAUCUGCUUUAAAAAGCGGCACAGACUUUUCUAUAAAAGCCAUUAUGGCUCGGGAGGAAUUAAACGGUGAACCAUCAGAAUAUAACAUAAGUCCUGCCUCGAUAAAUCGCUUUGGUGAAGGUGAUGACGAAUUAGAUGUUGAUGUGGAGCAAUGUAGUGAUUCAGAAGCUCUUUCGGGUUCGAGAACUCCACAAACAACAUCAAAUAAUUCUAGAGGAACAACCCCAAGUCCAUCAGACGAUGAAAGACUUUCACCUGAACCGAUAAAACCUAAAAUAUUGGGCUCUUGUAACUGUGAUGAUUUACAACCAGUUCAAUGUCAUCUUGAGACUAAAGAACUUUGGGACAAAUUUAAUGAACUAGGGACUGAAAUGAUUAUAACAAAAACUGGACGACGAAUGUUUCCAACAGUUCGUGUGUCAUUUUCGGGUCCAUUACGUGGUCAACCAUCAGAUCGAUAUGCUGUUUUGUUGGAUAUUGUGGCUGUUGAUUCGCGUCGUUAUCGUUACGCAUAUCAUCGUUCAUCAUGGCUUGUAGCUGGGAAAGCUGCCCCACCACCACCUGCAAGACUGUAUUCUCAUCCCGACACUCCACUUGGAGCUGACGCUCUUCGGAAGCAAGUGAUAUCAUUCGAGAAAGUUAAACUUACAAAUAACGAAAUGGAUAAGAAUGGACAGAUCGUUCUUAAUUCAAUGCAUAGAUAUCAACCACGUAUUCAUUUGGUGCGUUUGACGCCUGGUCAAAACAUUCCCGUUACGCCAAAGGAGCUUGCCGAACUCGAUCACAAAACUUACGUGUUUCCCGAGACCAUCUUCACCGCUGUAACUGCGUAUCAGAAUCAAUUAAUAACUAAGCUGAAAAUCGAUUCGAAUCCAUUUGCAAAGGGAUUCAGAGAUUCAUCAAGGUUAACAGAUUUCGAUAGGCGAAUGUUUCCAACAGUUCGUGUGUCAUUUUCGGGUCCAUUACGUGGUCAGUCAUCUGAUCGAUAUGCUGUUUUGUUGGAUAUUGUGGCUGUUGAUUCGCGUCGUUAUCGUUACGCAUAUCAUCGUUCAUCAUGGCUUGUAGCUGGGAAAGCUGACCCACCACCACCUGCAAGACUGUAUUCUCAUCCCGACACUCCAGUUGGAGCUGACGCUCUUCGGAAGCAAGUGAUAUCAUUCGAGAAAGUUAAACUUACAAAUAACGAAAUGGAUAAGAAUGGACAGAUCGUUCUUAAUUCAAUGCAUAGAUAUCAACCACGUAUUCAUUUGGUGCGUUUGACGCCUGGUCAAAACAUUCCCGUUACGCCAAAGGAGCUUGCCGAACUCGAUCACAAAACUUACGUGUUUCCCGAGACCAUCUUCACCGCUGUAACUGCGUAUCAGAAUCAAUUAAUAACUAAGCUGAAAAUCGAUUCGAAUCCAUUUGCAAAGGGAUUCAGAGAUUCAUCAAGGUUAACAGAUUUCGAUAGAGAUCCGAUGGAUUCAUUGCUUCUUGAGCAACAUCUUAGGUCACCUUUGGGUCUUUUUGCUGAUCCAAUGUUAGCACAACUUAUGCCUCAAUCGAUCGAUGCUGCGCUCAUAGAGAAAGCUCGUCAACAUUUACAAAUGUGGGGACGUUCACCUUACACUGAGCUCUUUCUACCCCAAAUGUAUCAACGACCUAAUGUUAAUUCUGCAUUGAACUUAGGAGCAUGGCAGGGACAAUGGUCACCACAAUUAUCAGUUGCUGCUGGUUUUCUCAACAAUCAAGCAGCACUUCAACAAGCGGCUGCCGCAUCUCAACAACAACAUCAAGCAAGAAGUCCACCUCUUUUACCAGGAACAAUAAUAACACAAACACAUUCAGAAACUUCAUCAUCUGAUGGUAGACCAAAGCAUUAUGCACCUAGAUUCAGUCCUUAUCCAAUGCCACAUGAAUUAUCUCCAAACGCAGUUGCUCAAUUUUCUAGAAAAUCUGAAAGUCCGAUGGCACUCAAGAAUACAAUAGAAAUAGAGUAA